AAUUACGAGUUUCAGUCGAACAGUACACAGCGAAACAUCAAUUUUAAAGAUGAAUUCUGCAUUGCAAUUAAGCUGCCUUCUGGUUGUUCUUGGAUGUCUUUUGGGAACUGGACACUGCCAAACUGAUGCCGAAUUUACCACCAAGGCCCGACAAAUGAUCGCAAUAUUUGGCAACCCGUCGGUCGAUCAAUACACAAAGGGCCGAAAUUUGGCGGCACUGGUUGAAUUCUACGAGAGAUACUCAAACCGUCUUCAGUUGACACCUCAGGAACGGGCAAAUGCCAAUAAUAUUGUCAGGAGGUAUAGGAUGCAACAGUCUCAGCAAGUCGAUGGAGUUUCGUCCCAGGGAGGAUUCUGGUUCCUGAUACCGCUUUUUGCUCCAGCUAUUGCGGAAAUUGUGAAGGCCAUUGCAAAGGCCAUCAUAUAGAUCAUAUAUGAGAACAUGCCAGGCGCGGAUGCAGGGAUGGGAAAUGGCGAUUUUCCCCCCAAAUUAACAUGUCCUCCAUACAAAAUCAUUGAAUUUAUUCAUAUAUUCAUUAUUAUUCAUAUUUAUUCAUUAUUUAAAUAUUUCCAAAAAAUAUUUCCUUAAAAUUGUUCUUAAGAUCCACGCCUGGAGUAUACGAUCGCCUUUUGUAAA
Drosophila subpulchrella is the source of this 637-nucleotide messenger RNA. Its product is annotated as protein Turandot E-like. Bases 50 to 427 code for a protein of 125 amino acids. The record is from RefSeq and is a predicted model, not a curated record. The transcript has 2 exons. Lineage: Eukaryota; Metazoa; Arthropoda; Insecta; Diptera; Drosophilidae. Gene Ontology annotation, biological process: immune system process.